Eimeria acervulina is the source of this 384-nucleotide messenger RNA. RefSeq lists its product as hypothetical. The record is from RefSeq and is a predicted model, not a curated record. The transcript has a single exon. Lineage: Eukaryota; Apicomplexa; Conoidasida; Eucoccidiorida; Eimeriidae. The coding region runs from base 1 to 384 and encodes 127 amino acids.
AUGCAUGCAGCACCAGCAGCAGCAGAUGAAAACGCAGCAGCAGCCGCAGCUGGGGAAGCAGCAGCAGCAGCAGUAUCAACAGCUGGGGAAGCAGCAGGAGGAAGUGAGGAAGCAGCAGCAGCAGCAGCAGAUGGGGAAGCAGCAGCAGCAGCUUCAGCUGGGUUUAGCACCACCAGCAGGAGCAGCAGCAGCAGCUGGGAAAGCUGCAGGGACAGCAGCUGGAAGCAGCAGCACCAGCAGAAGCGGCACCCGGAGCAGCUGGACGACGACAAGCAGCAGCAGCAGCUUGUGGAGCAACUGUUGCAGCUGGAUCAGCAGAAGCAGCAGCUGGAGCAGCAGCAGCAGCACCACGGGGAGGAAAAGCAGCAUCAACAGCAGCAUUAG